AUGGGUUCUUCAAUUACAGAUUGGCGAAUGCAAGCUACGGCGAUGAAGGCGGCGGUAGCUGAACUUGGGUUUUCUACGAAAUUAGAUCGCUCUAUCCUUGACAUAUAUGCGUCGAAUUUCGGAUAUGACAACUCUUUCAUUACUUACGCCAAUAGGAAUAAAAAUGCAGAUCCUCACAGCGAAGAUGACGAAGAUAGUUGGAGCAGCGAGGUAGGUGAGGAUCUGAACCUUGAAUACAAUCAUUGCUCUGUGACUGGAGACUAUGAUCAAUUAUGGCUCAAGAAGAAAUGUAAGGAUAUUGCUGAAGGUCUGAAAGGUCUUUCAGCUGAAGAGCUUCAUAAUCAGAUUAUGUCUUCGAUAUUGUCUGAAGAUCCAGAAGAAGAGCUCGCGUCAGCCUUAACUAAUAUAAUUGGAUAUGAUCACUUAGAUCUCAUCAUCGAAUUAAUUGCCCAUCGACGUGAAAUUAAAAAAAAUCAUCUUCUAAAACCCAAGGAAAAUGAAGUACGAUCGGUUAAACUUUUGACGAAGCUCCAGCGCUUGGAAGCUUUGGAGCAAGGAGAUUAUCAACACAAGACUCAAAAGUUACUACCAGCACAUAGUCGAGAUGAGCCCCAGUACCCUCAUGUUUUCAAGACAUACUCUGCCGGGAACAUUCUUGACUCAAGAGGGCAUAAAUAUGGCUUGCCAGCCGGCAGUGAGACUAAAGUCACGGCAAUAUACGAAGAACAUAUUAUACCCGCAUCUAGAGUUGGGACUCUAGGGUUGGAAAAGAAACUGGUUGCAGUUUCAACAAUGGACGGACUUUGCAAGAAGACUUUCAAGGGAUAUAAUAAUUUGAACCGAAUGCAAAGUCUCGUUUAUCCGAUAGCAUAUGAGACAAGUGAAAACAUGCUGAUAUGCGCUCCUACUGGCGCUGGUAAAACUGAUGCCGCAAUGUUAACAAUUCUUCACACAAUUGGACAGAACGUGUUUCCAAGCCCGGCCGAAUUUCCGGAACGCACAGAAUUUGAUGUGAAUCUUGAAGAUUUCAAAAUUGUUUACGUAGCACCUAUGAAAGCGCUCGCUGCAGAGAUAACACAGAAAAUGAGCACCCGACUUUCUUGGCUAGGAAUAAACGCUCGAGAACUAACUGGUGACAUGCAUCUAACAAAAAAAGAAAUUUUAACGACACAGAUCAUCGUAACGACACCUGAAAAAUGGGAUGUUAUUACUAGAAAGAGUACUGGCGACACUGAACUUGUCCGGAAAGUAAGAUUGCUUAUUAUAGAUGAAAUCCACAUGCUUCAUGAUGAUAGAGGCUCUGUCCUUGAAUCUCUAGUUGCUCGAACACAGCGCCAGGUAGAGAGCACUCAAUCACUUAUUCGCAUUGUAGGACUAUCUGCCACUCUACCAAACUAUAUAGAUGCUGCAGACUUUUUAAAAGUCAACCGACAUGCGGGGCUGUUCUAUUUUGACGCGAGUUUUAGACCAGUUCCCCUUGAGCAACAUUUCAUCGGAGUCAAAGGAAAGCCUAAUUCAAAGACAUCGCGGGACAAUAUCGACAAAACUACAUUCGAAAAAGUUAAACAGAUGCGACAACAAGAUCAUCAGGUGAUGGUUUUUGUUCAUUCUCGCAGAGAUACUUUCAACACUUCAAAAAUGAUAUUUGAGAAAGCUCUCGAAGAAAUGUGUGCUGAAUUAUUUGAUCCGACAACACACCCUGAAUACGAGGCAGCCGUCAGGGAUAUUAAAUCUUCAAGAGGUCGCGAAUUGCGUGAACUACUUCCAAAAGGAAUUGGAAUACAUCACGCAGGUAUGGCAAGAUCAGACCGCAACUUGAUGGAAAGGCUCUUUGGCAGCGGGGUUUUAAAAGUUCUUUGUUGCACUGCUACACUUGCCUGGGGGGUUAAUUUGCCAGCAGCUGCCGUGGUAAUCAAAGGAACUCAAGUUUACAGCGCACAAGAUGGUAAAUUUAUUGACCUAGGGAUUUUGGAUGUACUCCAAAUUUUUGGUCGCGCUGGACGGCCACAGUUUCAAGAUACUGGUAUUGGAAUGAUUGUGACAUCUCAUGAAAAGCUAAGCCAUUAUCUUACUGCUGUUACAGCACAAGUCCCUAUCGAAUCGCGUUUUUCAAAGCAUCUGGUCGAUAACUUAAAUGCCGAAAUUAGUCUAGGAACUGUAACAUCAAUUCCCGAUGCGGUUCAGUGGCUAGGAUACUCAUUUUUAUUCGUACGCAUGAUGCGGAAUCCUACAACGUACGGAAUUGACUGGACAGAACAAAGCAAAGAUCCUAAUCUUGUCCAGCGGCGGCGUCAACUAGUUAUCCAAGCUGCUCGGACUCUCCAGAAAAAUCAAAUGAUUAUCUUUAACGAUGUAACUGAUGAGUUACGAAGUAAGGAUAUUGGUAGAAUUGCUAGUCAAUAUUAUAUUUUACACACUAGUAUUGAGAUUUUUAACAACCUAAUGAAGCCUCAAGCCACAGAAGCGGAUAUUAUAUCUAUGAUCGCCAUGUCUGGCGAAUUCGACAAUAUCCAAUAUCGGGAAACAGAAGAAAAAGAGCUUACCAAUUUAAAAGAAGAUUUUACGCAAUGUAACAUCAGAGAUCACACUGACUCCCCACAGGCUAAGACAAAUAUUCUCUUGCAGGCUUUUAUUUCGCGGGCCAAUAUCGAGGAUUUUGCGCUCGCUAAUGAUUCUAAUUAUAUUGCUCAACAAUCAGCCAGGAUUUGUCGAGCUCUUUUCAUGAUUGCCUUAAAUCGUCGAUGGGGCCAUCAGUGCCUCAUUUUAUUAUCCUUAUGCAAGUCUAUCGAAAAGAAAGUCUGGUCAUUUCAACACCCGCUUCAUCAAUUUGACCUACCAAAGCCGAUUAUGAAUCAACUAGAUGCCAGAAAAACCUCUACCUCAAUAGAAACGCUUCGAGAUAUGGAACCUGCUGAAAUAGGUUCAUUAGUCCACAACUUCUCGGCUGGGAAGACUAUACGAAAAAUUAUUGAUAGUUUCCCUACGAUUAGUCUGGAAUCAGAGAUUGCUCCUCUGAAUAGAGAUGUGUUGAGAAUUCGACUAUUUAUAACUCCAGAUUUUAGAUGGGAUGAUAGAUACCACGGUACGUCUGAAAGCUAUUGGGUAUGGGUUGAAAAUUCUGAAACCUUUGAAAUAUAUCAUCAUGAAUUCUUCAUCUUGAAUCGGAAAAAGCUAUACGAUGAUCACGAACUUGAGUUUACAAUACCUCUAUCAGAUCCACUUCCAACUCAGAUCUAUGUGCGAGCUGUGUCUGAUAGAUGGCUAGGUGCCGAAACGGUACAUCCAAUCUCGUUUCAGCACUUAAUAAGACCAGAAACAGAGAGUCUAUAUACAGAUUUAUUGAAUCUUCAACCCUUACCGGUUACAGCGCUUAAAAAUAGAGACCUUGAGGCAAUUUAUAGGAAGAAGUUUCAGUAUUUUAAUCCAAUGCAGACUCAAAUAUUUCACUGCCUUUAUCACACUUCUGAAAAUGUUCUAUUAGGCUCCCCAACUGGAUCAGGAAAGACUAUUGCGUCCGAGCUGGCUAUGUGGUGGGCAUUUCGUGAAUAUCCGAAUUCUAAAGUAGUCUAUAUCGCCCCAAUGAAAGCGCUUGUUAGAGAGCGCGUAAAAGACUGGAGUAGUCGAUUAACAAAAAGAAUGAACUUGAAGCUUGUCGAAUUAACCGGUGAUAAUACACCAGAUACUCGGACAAUAAAAGAUGCAAAUAUAAUCAUCACGACACCAGAAAAAUGGGACGGUAUAAGUAGAAGCUGGGUAACAAGAAGCUACGUCAGACAAGUUAGUCUUGUGAUCAUUGAUGAGAUCCACCUUUUGGGUGGCGAUCGUGGUCCAAUUCUGGAAAUUAUCGUUUCUCGAAUGAACUUCAUUGCAGCGCAAUCAAAUAAUAGAAUUAGACUUGUCGGAAUGUCAACUGCAUGUGCCAAUGCCUCUGAUUUAGGUAAUUGGCUCGGAGUGAAUGAAGGGUUAUUUAACUUUCGACAUAGUGUUCGUCCAGUCCCGCUUGAAAUAUUUAUAGACGGUUUCCCCGACACCCAUGGCUUUUGUCCCCUCAUGCAAUCAAUGAAUCGGCCAGCAUUUCACGCAAUUAAGACGCAUAGUCCGGAAAAACCUGUCAUUGUCUUUGUUGCCUCUCGACGCCAGACACGCUUGACAGCUAAAGACUUGAUUAAUCUUUGUGGCAUGGAAGACAAUCCACGUAGAUUUAUGAAAAUGCCAGAGGAAGAACUACAAGAUACCCUCCGUCGUGUCAAAAAUGACGCUCUUAAAGAGUCUAUUAAUUUUGGAAUCGGACUUCAUCAUGCCGGUCUUGUUGAAUCUGAUAGAUCUUUGUCUGAGGAAUUAUUUGCUAAAAACAAAAUUCAAGUAUUAGUGGCCACUAGUACCCUAGCCUGGGGUGUUAAUCUUCCAGCGCAUCUAGUUAUUGUGAAAGGCACCCAGUACUUUGAUGCAAAAAUUGAAGGAUAUAGAGAUAUGGAUCUCACUGAUGUCUUGCAGAUGCUCGGGCGUGCUGGCCGUCCUCAAUUCGAUACCUCUGGUAUUGCUAAAAUAUUCACACAAAAUGCCAAAAAAGCUUUUUAUAAGAAUUUCUUACACACUGGAUUUCCAGUCGAGUCGUCUCUUCACAAUGCUCUCGAUAAUCAUUUAAGUGCAGAAAUUUCUGCUGAAACUAUCAGAACGAAACAAGAUGCGCUUGAUUAUCUUACUUGGACCUUCUUCUUUCGACGUUUGCAUAAGAAUCCAUCAUACUACGGUCUAGAAAUUACUGCCGAAGAUCAAAAUACAGCAGCUGCGCAAGAGAUGGCAAAUGAAUACAUGAUAUCAAUGGUGGACAAAUCUCUUGAGCAACUUUCUGAAUCAAAGUGUCUAGAAUUGUAUCCAAAUGGUAAUAUCAAGACUACACCAUUUGGUAAGAUUAUGAGCUAUUAUUAUUUAUCUCAUCGGACGAUUCGGCACUUUGCGCUGAAUGCGAAACCAAAUGCAAGCUUCGAUGAAGUUCUUUCAUGGAUGUGUAGCGCGGCAGAAUACGAUGAACUUCCUGUCCGACAUAAUGAAGACCUCAUCAACGCUGAGCUAGCUAGAAAUCUUCCCCUAACUACAGCUUAUUUUGAUCAACUCCCCAUGUGGGACCCACAUUUAAAGGCUUUCCUUUUGUUGCAAGCUCACUUUUCUCGUAUAGAACUCCCCAUCUCUGAUUAUAUUGGCGAUCAAACAAGCGUUCUAGACCAAGCAAUUCGAAUUGUACAAGCAGGUAUCGACAUUCUUGCAGAGAUGGGAUAUUUUUCAAGCGUGGUACAAAUGAUAACUCUGCUCCAAUGCAUUAAAUGUGCCCGCUGGCACGACGAUCAUCCUCUUUCAAUUUUACCUGGUGUUGAAGAUGUACCCACUAACGUUACAGGUAUUUCACAAACUCUUCAAGAGUUUUCUGCUGCGUCAGAGAAGACAUAUCAACAGAUGAUUUCCAAGUUAAAUAUAUCAAGUUAUCUCAAAUCACAGUUUGAAAAUGCUGCAAGCAUGAUUCCUAACAUAAAAGUUGAUGUGCAAGAUGUUAAUGCCAUGAAAAUUAACGUGGUGCUUCAUCGUCUGAACCUUAGGCGCAAUGUCGAUGGAAGAAUGUAUGCCCCUAACUUUCCAAAAUCUCAAUCUGAAGGCUAUUUUGUACUCGUUCGUGGAGCAAAUAAAGAUGAAAUUGUGGCUCUUAAAAGAGUUGGAUUAACUUCAUUCGAUAGUAAUACAUCUAAUAUGAGAGCCAUUUUUGAAAUUCCCGAAGGGGGAGUACAUGGUAGUAAUGUUGACAUUCUGGUUGUUAGUGAUGGAUAUUUAGCUAUGUCAUGGUCGGUAAAGUCAGUGGAAAUUCCCGAUAUACCUAGACCCCCAUCAGAAACUCUCAAGAAAGCGAUAAAGGUAUUGGCAGGAUGA
Molecule: messenger RNA, 5916 nt
Organism: Blumeria graminis f. sp. triticale
Lineage: Eukaryota; Fungi; Ascomycota; Leotiomycetes; Helotiales; Erysiphaceae
Source: the annotation of a GenBank genome assembly